AUGAGCGGUUCGGCUAUCAGUGUCAGAUGUCUGGCUAGCACGAGGGUUUCGAAAUGCAAUGUGCAAGAGAAGGGUCAGAAUGAGGAAGUGCAUGGGAAUCUAGGUCCUGCCAAAUCAGAUGGAGUGGAGGAUGAAAGGACGAGGUCAGUGGCCAGCCAUGAUGGUGCACAACAACAGCCAAAGCAAGACGAACCGGAAAACGAAAGUGACGAUCGCCAUAGAGACAGCCGUUCUCCGAAUCCUUCAGACUCAUCACCAGAAUCAGAAUCAGAGUCCGGAUGUGGUAGUGAUUCUAUCGUCUCAGACUCUUCGUUGGAUAGCGAACGUUACAUGAGCUGCAUACAAGAAGCCCAGCUGUCACCAGACGGUAGCUGCGUCUUUACAUCAGACUAUAGCCGCCGGUUUUCUGUGUAUCCUAUCUCGAACAACAUUCUAAGUCAGACCGUCGUCCAGAAUCUCGCACCGUAUGCAUCUCUCCACUCCUCCGAUCCUAUCUGGGCUUUUGCUGUCAAUCCGCUUUUCAACUUGCAAGAUGUCAGCAGUACGACUGUGCUACUCAGUCGACGAGACACCUAUAUCAGUUUACACAACGCGUUGUGGGGUACCCCGAGAGCUACCAACAACGAUGCCAGUCCCGCUACAAGUGCAGGGCCUGUGGAUAUAUCCACCCCUCUAGCAUCUUAUAAACUAAUCAAUGGUCUUACUGAAGCCGUCAUCGCACCCAUCAGCCUUGUCUACUCCAACGGCGCCACCCAUUUCUUUGGAGGUGCAAAAGACGAAAUCGCCAUAUUCGACCUCCAAGAAACCGACAAACCCAUCCACACGAUCCGCACCAUCCCCGCCAAGCGCAACAAACUCAAAGGCGGCGGCCGUGGAUUCAAGGGUUGGGUCUCCGCCCUAGCUCUCUCUCCACCCUCGCACACCUCUCAUGACGGCCUCUUAGCAGCAGGAUCACGGACCCGCUACAUCGGCAUCUACGACUCUAUCGGUGGCAACGAAAUAACCCACUUCUCCCUCCCAGGAACAACAAACGGCAUCAAGUUUCGCAACGAGAAGCUAAACCACGUCAUGGGCGAUGGCGUUUCGUCUCUCAAAUGGAGCCCAUGCGGCAAAUAUCUCUACGUCGCUGAGCGCAGUUCAGACGUCCUCCUCAUAUACGACGUCCGUAAUUUCUCUCUCUCCUUGGGUUACUGCGCUGGGAGGAAGGCACUCACGAGGCAGAAACUUGGUUUCAAUAUCUGGAACGCUGGGGCCUCACCGUAUGAUAUCGAGGGUCUCUCGCAUGAGGUUUGGGCUGGGGGAACGGAUGGCAUGAUCAGAGUUUGGAGGGAUCCGUACAUGAGAGAAGGUGCUGUGGAGGCUGAUGAUGUUGUUUCUGUAAAUGGUAGAGGGGUCCCGGUCGUGGGAUCACUCGUACAUGCUUCGGGAAGUUUGGCUGUUGCUGCUUGUGGAACCAUUGGAGCCGAGGAAGACAUGGAGGGGAGAGGGUUCAAGAGGGGUGGUGGUUCAAGACCAAGGGUGAGGGAGUGGGGGAGUUUGGAUGUCCUAGGGUUGGGCUGA
Alternaria burnsii is the source of this 1560-nucleotide messenger RNA. Its product is annotated as wd repeat-containing protein. Bases 1 to 1560 code for a protein of 519 amino acids. The record is from RefSeq and is a predicted model, not a curated record. NCBI's taxonomy places the organism in Eukaryota, Fungi, Ascomycota, Dothideomycetes, Pleosporales, Pleosporaceae. Gene Ontology annotation, molecular function: protein binding. The transcript has a single exon.